Molecule: messenger RNA, 2799 nt
Organism: Cicer arietinum (chickpea)
Lineage: Eukaryota; Viridiplantae; Streptophyta; Magnoliopsida; Fabales; Fabaceae
Product: ABC transporter G family member 20
Biological process (GO): transmembrane transport
Cellular component (GO): membrane
Molecular function (GO): ATP hydrolysis activity; ABC-type transporter activity; ATP binding
Source: RefSeq, a predicted model, not a curated record
UUGGUCUACCCAAAAAAAUAAGCUUUGGUGGUCAAACGUUAAAAUUAUGAAAAUUUAAGAUGACAGUAAUUAAAUGAAGGAGUAAAAAUACCAGUUAUAUAGCUAGGUUAAUUAGGCUAGCAAAUAAUGUCACAACUCCUCUUACCUGCACAUGCACCUGCUAAUCCAAUCCUCCUAGUUGAAUUAAUUAAGCAACGUGUGAUGUUGGAGUUGGACUAUUGAAUCACCAAACAGUGCCCACUACUCAUCUCUCACCUUUAUAUAAGAACUCCAUUCAUUCCAUUCUCUUCAACCAAGUUGUAUCAUGCAUCUCUCAUGAAGUGAAUAUUCACUCACCCACCAUGCAAUGCAAUUGCAACCUAUGAACAACAUGCUUCCUUUCUUCAACCAAUCAAUGGAGCUUGUUCAACUCCCCAAGCCACUUAGAACCAGAACCCAUCUCUCUCCUACGCUAGGGGAACUCCUCAAACGCGUCGAAGAUGCUCAAAACGACAGCACCAAUCCUCAACCACAUCAUGUUCUCGACCUAUCCUCCUCUUCCUCUUCCUCCACCACCCUUCCACCACACCCUUUUUUCCUUUCUUUCUCAAACUUAACUUACAGCGUCAAACUCCACCAAAAGAUGACUUUCUCCCCACGCUUUUCCUCUAACCAAAAUUCCCAACCAACUGAUAUUCCCGAAGCCGAAACCAAACCAAACGGCACCAAAAUUCUCCUAAACAACAUAUCCGGCGAAGCAAGAGACGGAGAAGUCAUGGCAGUUCUUGGUGCAAGCGGCUCCGGCAAAUCAACACUCAUCGACGCACUCGCUGAUAGAAUUUCCAAAGACAGCCUCAAAGGAACAAUAACUCUAAACGGCGACGUUUUAGAGUCCAGUCUCCAAAAAGUAAUUUCAGCUUACGUCAUGCAAGACGAUCUUCUCUUUCCCAUGCUCACCGUCGAAGAAACUCUCAUGUUCUCCGCCGACUUCAGACUCCCUCGAUCUCUCUCAAAAUCAAAGAAGAAAGCACGCGUUCAAGCACUCAUCGACCAGCUCGGUCUCCGCUCCGCCGCAUCAACCGUAAUCGGAGACGAAGGUCACCGCGGCGUCUCCGGCGGAGAACGCCGCCGUGUUUCAAUCGGAACAGACAUCAUCCACGAUCCAAUCAUUUUAUUUUUAGACGAACCAACCUCCGGUCUGGACUCGACCAGCGCAUACAUGGUGGUGAAGGUGUUACAGCGAAUUGCUCAAAGCGGAAGCAUCGUGAUCAUGUCCGUUCAUCAACCAAGCUACAGAAUCCUCGGUUUACUUGACCGUUUAAUCUUCCUCUCUCACGGUCAAACCGUCUACAGCGGUUCUCCGGCGAACCUCCCUCUCUUCUUCUCUGAAUUCGACCAUCCCAUACCGGAAAACGAGAACCGCACGGAAUUCGCACUUGACCUAAUCCGCGAACUCGAAGGAACUCCCGGAGGAACAAAAAGCCUAGUGGAGUUCAACAAAUCAUGGCAGUUAAAAAACAAACCAGUGCCACCUUUAAAUAACGGAGCGAAACUGUCGUUAAAAGAAGCUAUAAGCGCGAGUAUCUCAAGAGGGAAAUUAGUAUCAGGAACUAACGGAGCAAACGGAAACGGAAACGGAAACGCAACGGAUUCAAUUGCCACGUUUGCAAAUCCGUUUUGGAUUGAAAUGGCGGUUAUUGGAAAACGGUCUCUAACAAACUCAAGGCGGAUGCCUGAAUUAUUCGGAAUCCGUUUAGGUGCAGUUCUUGUAACCGGAGGAAUCUUAGCUACAAUCUUCUACCGUCUCGACAAUUCUCCAAAAGGUGUUCAAGAGCGUUUAGGUUUCUUCGCAUUCGCCAUGUCAACAACCUUCUACACUUGUGCUGAAGCCAUUCCCGUUUUCCUUCAAGAGCGUUACAUUUUCAUGAGAGAAACCGCCUACAACGCUUACCGUCGUUCCUCCUAUGUUCUCUCUCACUCCAUUAUAUCCCUCCCUUCUCUCAUCUUCCUCUCCUUCGCCUUCGCCAUCACCACUUUCUGGUCUGUCGGACUCGCCGGUGGAACAUCCGGUUUUCUCUUUUACUUUUUCACUAUCCUAGCUUCCUUCUGGGCAGGAAGCUCCUUUGUGACGUUCCUCUCCGGCGUCGUUUCACAUGUGAUGCUAGGUUUCACUGUUGUGGUUGCUAUUUUGGCUUAUUUUCUUCUCUUCAGUGGAUUCUUCAUAAGCAGGAAUAGGAUUCCACCAUACUGGAUAUGGUUCCAUUAUCUAUCACUAGUGAAGUAUCCUUAUGAAGGAGUGCUUCAGAAUGAGUUUGAUAUUCAACCACCGAGGUGCUUUGUGAGGGGGAUUCAGAUGUUUGAUAACACGCCGCUUGGCGAUGUACCGGGGAGUUUGAAGGUGGAACUGUUGAAGAGUUUGAGUAGUACGUUGGGGAUUAACAUAACGAGCUCUACAUGUGUUGUUACUGGAGCGGAUAUACUGAAGCAACAGGGGAUUACGCAGCUUAGCAAAUGGAACUGCUUGUUUAUUACUAUUGCUUGGGGAUUCUUCUUUCGAUUCCUCUUUUACUUGGCUUUGCUAUUUGGAAGCAAGAACAAGAGGAAGUAAACGAGGAUUUUAUAUAUAAACUUUUAUUAAUUUAUUUAUAAUUCUACCUCCUAUAUAAAUUCUUGUGUAAUAAUAAUCAAAUCCAGAGUGUAGAAAUAGUGCAGCACCACAAAAACUCUACCAAUAGCUUCUUGUGCUUUUCUUUUCUUUUUAGAAUGUUGUAAGUGUACUCAUUUACUUUUUCAGUUGAAGUAAUUUAUUUAUAUCUCUAA